UGUGGCGCUUCGUCAAUAGGGCGGGGUUAUUUACCGGUAGGUGGGAGGAGUGAUAGUUUGAAAGUGCAAAAGCAGGACAAAAAGAAAUCUCAAAUUCUCCUAAUUGUACCUUUCACCUGCGAUCGCGUGUGUAAACAGUGUAUGCUAAUAAUAUCAACAACACCCGUCACUAGAAUAACUGUUUACAGAGGCGAGCUCUCUGACUUUUAACCAGUGGCGACAAAUGAAGCGUGUAAUGUCCUACAACGUUGAUGCAAAUGUUGCCAAACAGACUGUAAAAUAAGGAUAUGUGUAUUAUUGAAUCACAAUUCCCAAAAAUAAGCAUUAUUUUGGAUGGUAACAUAAAAGGGAACUGAAUUUGUGCUUCUAAACAGAUAGAAAAUUGCGCCGUCGCUAAUGACAACUGAAUCUAGGCAACGUGAUACUGAUAACAAAUGUGAUUUAGCCACCCGACACUGACUGAAUCAGAUUUAUCUGACCGGGACACAACUAUAGUGGUCUCUAGUAGGAUUUUUCCCCUUCUGAUAUCCACAGACACCAGCCCAUGUUUGAAAGUACGAGAUGGGCUGGGCCGCCUAGUGUCUUUUGUGGCGUGUGUGACAAUAGACGAGCUGAAGGUGAUCGCGGGAGCGGCAGCAUCACCGUAUCGCUCUUCACGGAGAACGGACACACGGGCAUCACAUCUGCUCAUAACCGUCAGACAAAGAUAUAGAAGUUUAUCCAGGACCACAGAAACCGGUUAUUUGGCGCGAGCGGGACCAACCGGUCUCACUGUUCCUCCUCCACGCGUGGGCUUCACGCGCUGGGAAUUGGAGAGCGGCACAAGAGAGCCGAGAUCCCAGCGUUCAACUCACAAUUUCGGAUUCAUUCGUGUACGACGGAUGUAAUUUAUCGGAGGAAACCAUCUAAAAGGCUUUAUUCAAUCACACAAGGGUCUCUUAACAAAUACGGCUGUUGUUCGGGGCUGGAUAUCCGUCAUACAACCGCGCGAAGGCUCUCUGCCUCGGGAGAAAUUGAAUCUUUGUGGAGUCGGUAUACGCACUUUCACGCGGUCCGAACAGGUGUACGCGUUCAUAACUACGUAAGGACUGAUUUCGGAAGGUGUGAGUGACAAUUAGGAAUUUAUUGCUACACUUGCAAUUUUCUGCAAUAUCUGGACUUAAUCGCCAGUGCAGAAAACAGGAGAAAUAUGGAUAUCAAUUGGCUUAUUAUAGCCUUUGCGGUUUUGGUGAGCUCUUGCUCGGCCCAGCGGCAGGUCACAGUUCAGCCGGGGCCCUUGAUUCGAACGGAAGGCUCUCACAUCACCAUCUGGUGUAAUGUGACCGGCUACAAGGAAGGAGUGGAACAAGACUUUGAGUGGUCCAUGUACCUGUACACCGCUCCCGACCGAGAGAUCCGUAUCGUGAGCACGUCCCAGCACAACUACGCCUAUGCCUUGUACGCCCAGCGUGUCAACAGCAAGGAAAUCUACAUCGAGAGGCUGAGCGGAGACUCUGUCGUGCUGCACAUCACCAAGCUGCAGGCCACUGACCAGGGCAUGUACGAGUGCUACACCCCAAACACUGACAGCCGCUACCUGGGCAUCUACAGCGCCCGUACCAACCUCACCGUGAUCCCGGACACUCUGACGGUGACGGCUGCUGCUCAGACUCUCUCGAAAGUGGAGGGGGACACUCUACAGCUGAGCUGUGAGGUCACACGUCAGACUUCCCAGCACACUCAUGUUUCUGUGGGCUGGUACCUGCGUCCUGCUGACGACCCCAAUUCUGGUCCACGUGAUCUGGUCACUCUGUCACGGGACUUCGUUCUACGGCCAGGGGGACAAUACCGUCAACGUCUAUCUUCAGGAGACCUGCGGCUAGACAAGAUCAGCGCCACUUCCUACCGUCUCACCAUCUACAAGCUGCAGCCCACAGACCAGGGCGAGUUCUACUGCGAGGCCUCCGAAUGGAUCCAGGACCCGGAUCGCUCCUGGUACGCCAUGACCCGGAAAGAGUCAGAAAAGACGUCUGUCAAAGUUCAGCCCACAGAUCGGGACUUUAGUAUCCAGGUGACCACUGAGCGCCGGGCCUACACGGCUGGUGAGCCGCUGGAGCUCCGCUGCACCAUUGACGCUCAGAAUGUUCCAGAGCGUUUCUUCUCGGUGUCGUGGGUCUUCAGCAGCUCACCCGUAGCCGUGAUCGGGCCCAGCGCCGUGCCCGUACUGGGACCCAACUAUGUGGAGCGAGAAGCAUCCGGCCUCCUGACAGUGCGCAAAGAGAGCCCUUCCAUCCACCUGCUCAAGUUGCAGCGGCUACUGCCAGAGGAUUCUGGGAAAUACAUCUGCAGGGUGACGGAGCGGGAAAAGACCCCCACUGGAGAUUUCAUCGACCGCAGCAAGCGGUCCCGUAACGUUCAGAUCACUGUAACCCCUCUCAGAAGUAACAUCACUGUGUCGUUAUCCAGUAACUCUUCAGAGAUUAUGGAGGGGGAGACCAUCCAGUUGACCUGUGUUGUUAGCAACACUGUGGGUCCCUUGUCAAUGACGUGGCAGUGGACUGAUAAGGAUGGGGCAGGUCCUGCUGUGAACGUGGCUUCUGUGGAUCGUGAGGGCACGGUCACUCCUGGGCCCACUUUUAGGGAGCGCAGCAGCUAUGGAGAGGUCCGGGUGGAGCGGGUUCGGCCAGACACGUUCACUCUGUUCCUGUAUAAUGCCUUCCCCACAGAUGAGGGCCAGUACAGAUGUAGUGCCGCCGAGUGGUCCCAAAGUGGUACUGCACCUGACUGGAUUUGGCAGCAGAUUGGAGACGACUCCGCCAUCAAGACCGUCACAGUAAAAUCAGUUGAAUCUUUCUUCUUCGUGUCGGCCUCCUCUCGUACACCCAGCGUGACGUUUGGUGACUCGUUUGACCUACAGUGCAUCGUGAAGCCACGGCACAAUCCCAACGUUCCUGCUGCGGUCACAUGGCGCUUCCAGCCAGCAGAGGGCGACGGAGAGUUCCGAGAUCUGGUGACGUUCACGCGGGACGGCACUCUGCAGUGGGGCGAUCAGCUGCUGGGCCUUGGCACACGUACCACUGUGGAUCGUACACCCACUAACACCAACUUCCGUCUCAGCAUCACCCGAGCCGGACGCAAGGAGGCCGGGACGUACCAGUGUGCUGCCUUGCUUUAUCGGAGGAAUUACGAUGGCACCUGGAGCACGGUGGCCAACCGCACCUCCAACCCGCUGGGCAUCAGUGUACUGCAGCCUGUGAGUAAACUGAAGGUACACAAGUCCAACCAGAGUCUGCAGUUUCUGGAGGACAGUCGGGUGCGUGUCAACUGCUCUGUCACCUCCCAAACCAGCCUGGAUUCUCAGCAUGCUGUGCUGUGGUAUGCCAGGAAGGCAGAGGCAGGAGAGCCGGAUGAGCUGCUAUUGAAGAUUGAGCACUCUGGAGCAUUUGAGUACGGAGCGUACGCGGAGGAGGAACGUCUCCGCAGCCGUGUGCAGUCAGAGAGACUCUCUCCUCGGCUAUACGGCCUCACCCUUCACCGUGCCGAAACCAGCGACUCUGGAACAUACUACUGCCUUGUGGAGGAGUGGCUUAUGGACCCUGAUGGAGCCUGGUACCGUCUGGCACAAGACUCCUCCGGCUUCACACAUGUGAUGGUGAGACAGCCAGUGGUGAAGUUACAGGUGGAGGAGGCAGAAUCCAAUAUCACUGUACCUGAAGAUGGAUCAAUCCGGCUGGGCUGCAGCAUUCUGUCUCAGUCCUCAAAAGAUUCCCGCUUCUCUGUAUCCUGGUACGUGUACCGUUUGGGACAAGAAGAGGAGGAUGAGCAAGAGUGCGUCUUUUCCAUCGGCCAUGAUGCAGUGUUCGGUAAUGGGAACUGCAGUCCUACAGAGGAACCGGGUCCAAACUCUCGCCUGCAGUUUGAACGCACCACCUCUGACCUGUACAGUCUGACCAUCCAGAAAGCUCGGCCCAGAGAUGCCGGCAAUUACUACUGCCACGUGGAGGAGUGGCUACUGAACCCGCGCAAUGCAUGGUACCGCCUGGCCACCAACAACUCUGGAGUCACCAUUAUUAAUGUUAUGGAGCAGGUCUCUACACUACAGUCAGUGGUUUGUUCCAACGACUCCCUCUUCUACUUCGUAUUCUUCUACCCCUUCCCUAUCUUUGGCAUCCUCCUCAUCGCGGUCCUGCUGGUGCGAUACAAGAGCCGCAGCUCCAGCAAAAACCAGGAGGGAAAGAACGGAGCACCACUCCUGUGGAUCAAAGAGCCCCACCUCAGCUAUUCCCCAACCUGUCUGGACCCCCCGGCCCUCAGCCUUCACCCCGGCUCUGUGGAGUAACAGUGACACAAACACGACCCUGUCUCGCUCAGAGACUCGCUCAUCUACACUCUCUCUCUGACUCUCUCUCUUUUUCUUCUCCUCCUCGUCCAUGAUGAGGCCACCAGAAAGUAAUCUGGGCUUCUAGCCUGGUCUAUCAAUCCGUCCAUAUGACUGACUAAGACCUUCCUCAGUUGAAGUUGCCAUGACUACGUCGACUGCUGGUGGUGAUGCCUAGACAUUUGCUUUUCUUUCUUUUUCCAGAUCUUUUUUUUUUUUUUUGAUUUCAUGAUUUUACUUCUCAUUCAUGCUCUUUUGUGAGAACCUUUCCUUUGAGGUGGCAGUAUCCGUGAGCCUUGAUGUAUUUUACCUGACUGACACCAAACUCCUUCCCUCUCCGGGAUAAGAAACAGUUUCGUUUUUUUUUUUAUUAUUCCCGUCUAUGAAGUCUGGUGGAAACCAUUGCAUAUUAUUUGUUAUUUUGUCUUUGCUGAUUUUUGCUUCAGAAGACUGGAAGGUCAUUGCUGGACCAUGAACGUUUCUAGUGACAAUGGUGUAUUGAUGAAGGAAAAAAAGGACAUUCUUUCCUCGAAAAAACCUCGGAAAGCUGACAAUGGAUGUAUAUUGAUUUUGUUUGUGUGCACGUGCCACAGAACUGCCUCUGUUUAAAUGGAUAGAGAGCCCUCAUUGCCCACAGACUCGAGGAUACACAUGAACCCCAGCUCAUCCUCACUGCCAAAGACCAGUUCGACUUCAAAAGCCACAAAUUCUAAUUCAAAGACACCGAAUAGGAUUAGACAUGAGUAAUGUGAGUCAUCUAAUGUCAUCCAGUUGGAAAAGACAGUCUUGACGCUGACACGUUUCCUCAUCACUGGAGCUCAGAUGUUUCUACAUGCCCUCAAAUUUCACAUUUCAUUUCUAGGUAUUCUUGACCUUCCCAAUGUUAAGAAAAUCCAUUUAUCUCCAAAAAACCCUUUUGUAUUUGUGUCUUUGUAUGUUUGUGUAUAUAUAUACACAACUGACCCCACAUUUAGUGAGCGUUCGCCUCAGUGUCCUCAUAUUUUCAUAAUGCAAGGUUGAAUGGAAACAAAGGGGGCAUGAAGGGCUUUUCUGAAUUUUUUGAAGUUUGUAAAAACAAUGUCUUGAGGGAGACAGCUGACAGGACACUACAUACUCAAGGGACAUUCUCAGUGCCAAGACCUUUUUAUCAUCCCACGUGCCCUGUAAUGAUCUAAGAGGAAAGCUAAGAAAUUGGCAGGCUUCUGCAUAGGCUAUAUGAGUUAUGAAGGGAUUAUAAAUUUUGUUUUAUCUAUAUUCUACAUCACAUCAGUUGUUGUUGUUCUUCUCUUUAUGGUUUUGUAUUUAAAAUAUGGUUCCCGAUCUUUGUGUUACCGCUGAAAAGAUUGUGAAAACGUAAUGCGCCGUCUCAUAACCUGUAACCUGUGAAGACCUAAUAGUGUGAUUAUAUCUCUGAGGGUGAAUUUAGCAUCUAAAUUAUUGUCGGUCUCCAUGGACAUUUCAAAAACACUGCCAUAUUUAACACUGAAGAUGCUAUAACAGUGCUUGAUCAUUGCAUUUGCUCCGCGAUCCACACUAGUCCUGUUUCAUACACGAAGGAUUCAACCUCCAUACUGAAAACAUUUAGAGCUUAGCUGUAGCGUGAAUGAAUUUUAUGUUAAAUUUGCUUUCCUGUUCAAAUUUAAACACGGACUACCAAACAAAACGUGUUGUCUAAUAACAGCAACAUGCGGUCUGACACCAAACUGGACGUGUCUCACUUGUAGACAACAUUGGUGACCUGCUAACAGUGCGACUUUCGCUCAGAGUGUCAUCUGGGUCACUGCCGCACUCAUGUGAUCUCAAUAGUCAACAACACGGCUUUUCUGUAAAUUAAAUUUAGAUCCACUUGAAGCUUGUGGUCAUCUUAUUUAUUGAAUCAUAAAACUCCUAGAUAGAAUAUGUGAACUUCAUAAAUCUGCAUAGACAGAAUGUGGCAGAAAUAGCAGUGAACAUUUAGGCAACUACAGUAUAACAUGGCUAAUUAUCGUGUCUAGAGGAUUAUGAGACAUGAGAAAUCUGGGAAUCUUCAUAAAGAUGAUACAGUGAUUUCGCUCUCUUUAUCUACAAAAUUUUGUUGAACUGUACAGUGCAUGAAGAGUAAGGGGGACAUUUUAUUAAUGUCUGAAAGUUGUGUCGUGACAUCAUGUCAGAUCAAUGGCAUCCUCGUCAUCUCCACCUUGUGGAAGGCCUCGCUGAUUCAACACACCUUGUUGGGUUGAAUGAAUGUUACCCAUUCUAACACAGCGGCCCUCAAAUGUAAUGUAAAAUUCGAUUAUUUGAUCAAUAGGUCAGCCUUCCUCAAGCAGGAGAUGUGUAAUGUGGCAUUGAGUGUGAUAUUGCGGUUCUGCUGUCAUUCAAUCUGUACAGAAUUAUUCAGAACUCUAAAUAGUGUUUUUGUAGUUCAACAUGCCCAGCUGAAUCAUAAUGUUCUCACAAUGUUGUAAAUGCAUUUGGAGGGCUGCAUGUCAUGGCUGUGUACUGGCAGUAUAGCUGCAGAAAAACAAAACAAAUGACAAAAAAUAUUGUGUUGAUGUGUGUUCAGUUCAGCCAGUGCUGCUUUUACAAGUGGUGAUUUUUAUGUUCUUUUUUUUUAAAUAACCAAAAUAGUGCACUGAAUAUUUAAAAAAUGUUGCCAUGUUUUUUUAUGCUUCUGUGUUUUUGUUGUACUCUGUUUAAUUUUUGUUGUGUUUUUUUAUAUCUAUACUUAUUUUAUUCAAUUGUAGCAAUUGCUAUUACGAAAAGGCACUUUGCUAUUGUAAGUUGAUUGCAAUAAAACAUUCAGUGCACAGCA
Megalobrama amblycephala (Wuchang bream) is the source of this 7148-nucleotide messenger RNA. It is a transcript of the gene igsf3, whose product is annotated as immunoglobulin superfamily, member 3. The record is from RefSeq and is a predicted model, not a curated record. The transcript has 9 exons. Bases 1190 to 4318 code for a protein of 1042 amino acids. NCBI's taxonomy places the organism in Eukaryota, Metazoa, Chordata, Actinopteri, Cypriniformes, Xenocyprididae.